Molecule: messenger RNA, 2087 nt
Organism: Paramisgurnus dabryanus
Lineage: Eukaryota; Metazoa; Chordata; Actinopteri; Cypriniformes; Cobitidae
Product: E3 SUMO-protein ligase ZBED1
Molecular function (GO): DNA binding; protein dimerization activity
Source: RefSeq, a predicted model, not a curated record
AUGGCUAAUGCAGACAAGCCGGAGCUUGAAGAGCCACCCAUGUCAUUAAGGUCUCCUGUUUGGGAACACUUCGGUUUCCCGGUGAAAUACGUCAACGGAGAAAGACUAGUCGAUAAGACGAAAGCAGUGUGCCGACAUUGCUCAGUAAUGAUCGGGUAUGUUUCUGGCAACACUUCAAACUUUUUAAUGCACUUGAAAAGGCAUCACGCGAGUGUGAACAUCACUAGUACAAGGAAAAAAACAACUGUAAUUCAAACACAGCUCCCGUUGGCAUUUAAACAGACCUUUGCUGGUAAUUCCGAUCGGGCCAAAGCAAUAACGAAAGCAAUUGGUGUUUUUAUAGCAGCUGAUCUACGACCAUACUCGGUUGUUGAGAACACUGGUUUUAAGCACAUGAUGAAGGUGAUUGAGCCCAGGUAUGAAAUUCCUUCCCGUCCACAUUUCAGCCAAAAGGUUAUACCCGCCCUAUAUGAACAAACUAAAACUGCUGUUGUCCAUGAGCUGUCUAAGGCAUCUGCUGUAGCACUCACAACUGAUGGAUGGACAUCUAGAGCUACCGAGAGCUACCUAACAGUGACUGCCCAUCACAUUACUCCCGAGUGGAACAUGGUAAGCCAUGUUUUGCAAACCCGCCCAAUUUAUGAACAACACACAAGCACAAAUCUGGCAGAGGGACUUAAGGAGACAGUGUUGGAGUGGAAGUUGGAGAGGGCAGGAAUUAAAAUUCCUGUCACAACAGACAAUGCUAGGAAUAUUGUCAAUGCAGUCAGUGAAGCUGGACUAGGCCCUCAAAUUGGAUGUUUUGCACAUACAAUUAAUUUAGCAUCACAGAAAGCAACAGGUCUCAACCAGGUGUCCAGAGUGCUAGGUAGAGUCAGAAGGGUUGUGUCUUUUUUUCACCGUAGCCCAACAGCUGCACAUAUUUUGGAGAGCAAACAGGAAAUGCUUAAUAUACCAAAACACACACUUAUUCAUGAUGUCACCACCCGCUGGAACUCCAGUUAUGAUAUGCUUGAGAGGUACCUAGAACAGCAAGCAGCUGUGUACUCUGCACUGACAGAAAAGGCCCUCAAAAAGAAUAAAGAAAUAAGCACGCUGUCUGACCAGGAUCUGAAAAUAGCAGAGGACGUACUUGAGGUUCUUAAACCACUAAAAACCAUCACAACACUGAUGAGCACUGAAUCCACACCUUCAGUAUCAAUGAUCCUCCCCCUUCAAACCACAGUCCUUAACUCUAUGGUACCCAGUGAGGAAGACAGUCCAACUGUGAGAGAAAUCAAGGCUGCCAUCACAGAAAACCUGAAGAACAGAUACUCUGCUUGUCAUGACUUCCUCCACAAAUGCACAGUUCUUGAUCCGCACUCAAUUUUUUACAGUGCGAGGUUCAAAGCCCUUCCUCAUGUGGAUGAUGCCUGUCGUGACAGAAUCUACAACAACCUCAUCACAGAGAUUGAAACCAUGAAAGAACAGAGUGAGGAGGCCACAGCAGUUAGUUCAUCCCCAGAGACAGGACACCCAGAGGCAUCAUCUCCUCCUGUCAAGAAGUCAGCCAUGGCUGAACUGUUUGGUGAACUCUUCAAGACUCAGAUGGGAAACAAGCCUAGUUUUCAGCUGGUGAAGGAAGAGGUUACCUUAUACAAGGCUGUGGACUGCAUUUCACUGGAUUCCAACCCACUUGAAUGGUGGAGGACAAAUGAGUCCAUAUAUCCUCAUAUUGCCAAGUUAGCAAAGCACUACCUUGCUGUACCUGCUACCUCAGUCCCUAGCGAGAGGGUAUUUUCUACAGCAGGAGACAUUGUAACUGCUAGCAGAUCUGCCCUUUCCGUAGACAAUGUGGACAAGUUAAUUUUUUUGACAAAAAACAUGAAAGUUUAAUGAAUCUGAGCAGGCCUUCAGCCUGGAGCUGUUAAUGCUGUACUUUAUACUGUGAAAAAGUUCUUAAAAAUCUGAGCAGGUCUAAAAACUUAAACUGUUGAUUCUGCACUUUACACUAAAAAAAAAGUUAUUUUUUUAAUAUAAGCAGGCCUAAUGCUGUAAUGCUGCAUUGUAAUCCAUAGUUAUUUAUUUAUAUUUUUCAUUAUAUUUUA